AUGACACGAGACGAGCAACAACAAAUGCAUCAGCGGGACCUAAAGAAGCAGCAAAAGACUUACAACGCCUCAGGUAGCGAGGUCUCCACAUGCUCAAAUGGCUCUGCCGAGCGCGUGCCUGAAGUCGAGUCCUUGCUGUCACGAAGUUCCUCCUGCCUGUCAGCUGCAUCUCGGCGGCUACGGAGGAGGCGACUGCGCAAUUCACAUGCUCGAUUGCCGCUCAUCUCUGUCACGUCACUCUACAACCGCCUACAGACUUCCGGAGUUGUGCUCGUAGACUGCCGCAAAGGUCUCGAGUUCUCGUCAUGUCAUCUCCCGGAUGCUCUACAUUGCCCUCACUUGUACACGGGCUCGCAUCUAUUAGCACUUGGCUGUGUAGGACAAGUGGUCAAGACAGUGGACGACGUACUGGAGCUUACGGAGAACAAAAUGCUGCGCGAGAAAUUGGCGAAGAGAGACCUCAUUGAAGUAGUGGUCAUUGGAGCUAACCACACAAGCGCAUCGUUCUUGUACCGAAUGGACUGGGGUUACCGCUUUGCUAGAAUGCUUCUGGAUGAGGGUCGUGUUUUUUCAGUACGGUUCUUGGCACAGGGAUUUCAGGCCUUUGUCAAGAAGUACAACUUUAUGUUGGUAUCGUCUCCUACAGUGAUACCUUUCAAAAAAGCUACACUGAGCCGUGAAGAAGAAGUACCUCAUUCUACAAUGGAGACGGCAAUUUGUAGUCCUACCUCGGCGAUGCAUUUCCCGAACGAAAUUGUGGACGGGUUUCUCUAUCUGGGCAACUUUUGGCAAGCCAAUUCAGCCGAGGUCAUCAAGUCCUUGCAGAUUACGCAUGUGGCUAACAUGGGUGCAAUUACUGAUCACCGUAACAAGUUCGAGCACGUCGAAUACCUCGAUGUUGCAAUUAAGGACAACGUGGACGUGGACAUUACACAGGAGUUUGGCCCUACCAUUGAGUUCAUCCAGAAGGCAGCAGAAGGUAAUGGGCGCGUACUUAUCCACUGCGUCCAAGGCGUCUCGCGCUCGUCCACGAUAUGCAUUUAUUAUAUGAUGCUCAAGACCAAGUGCACACUGUCGGCUGCUUACAGUCACGUGCUAAAAUGCCGACCACUCAUUUUUCCUAAUAGAGGAUUCAUGGAGCAACUAAUUGCCAACGAGCGACAGCUUUACGGCGACCAAAGCGUCUUGGAAAAUGAACUUGAGCUGCUGCAAAACGGCCUUUUGCCGCCUGUGGACCGCAGCGGCUCGGCGUUGUGCGAGACCUUCCUUUCGUAG
Messenger RNA from Peronospora farinosa, 1275 nucleotides. The record is from the annotation of a GenBank genome assembly. NCBI's taxonomy places the organism in Eukaryota, Oomycota, Peronosporomycetes, Peronosporales, Peronosporaceae.